Molecule: messenger RNA, 20188 nt
Organism: Cuscuta europaea
Lineage: Eukaryota; Viridiplantae; Streptophyta; Magnoliopsida; Solanales; Convolvulaceae
Source: the annotation of a GenBank genome assembly
GCGCCCUAAAACCUCUCAUUCCAAACCAAUUUGAUCUCUAGAUAGUGUUUAAUAUUUUGAAAACUGAAGUUGAAAAUGUCUCUCUUUGGGAUAUUACCGUCGCUGUUAUUUGUGUGUUUUCUCCUCAUCAAAUGUGAUGGGUAUUCUGAGAUCUCGACUGGUCCUUUCUCCCCAAGGGUUAGUACAGAGGGGAGUUGCAACCUCAACAUUGUCUUCAACCUUCUGAUUGACUGUGUUCCGUUCUUCUCGGGGACAUCUUCCAUUCCAGCAGUGGCAUGUUGCUCUGGAGUUGAAUUGGCACUAAAACCAGAAGGUGAUUGCUUAUGUGAUGGCCUCACUCAUCUCUUCACUCAUUCUGGGUUGCUGUUUAAUGUCUCCCGGGGACUUGAUCUCCUCAACGCAUGUUCCUGUCCUGCAGUAUCUUACUCAAUCAUCUCCAACUGUGUGAGCCCCCCACCUCCUGCUCCUGUUCAUCGUACCCCUGUGGUUCCCACUCCUAGUACUCCUGCUCCUACUCUCGUGAGCCCCCCACCUCGUGCUCCUAUCCAUCCUUCCCCUGUGGGUCCAACUCCGACUCCCAGUCCAAUAGCUCCUACUCCUACUCCUACUCCUACUCCUACUCGUGGUGAUGCUAACUUGGUCAGUCCAACUUUUGUAACGGUUGACGAUGGAGCAGUUUGCUUGGGGGGGAAUAAGGCAGCAUACUAUUACGUCCCAGGAUUCGGCAAAGGCGCUGAAAAUUGGGUUGUGUAUCUUCCUGGGGGCGGAUGGUGUGGCAAUGUUACUGACUGCGAAAUGUAUAAUACCCUUAAAGGUGUGGGCUUGCCGGCACGUGCAACUCCCUUUGAUGCUAUUUUAAGCUCUAACGAGGAGAGCAAUCCUGAUUUCUUUGAUUGGAACAGAGUAUCUCUUCGAUAUUGUGAUGCAUCUUCGUUCACCGGAAAUUCUGAGAUAACAACUGCACAUGGCACUAAGCUUUACUUUAGAUAUAAUAUAUAAAUAUUGUGGAUGCUGUCCUUGCUGAGCUCGCUUCACAAACUGCUCCAGUUGACCCUCCCGUACGAGCCUUUCUACGUACUUCUUUAAGAUGUAACAAUCAGCGGUCUGAUGAGAGUCGCUCUUGUGGAUUUUGCAGUAUUUGUUCUUGGGGUUCUGAUUGUGGAUGAUAUUGCACCCCUCAGGGGUGGCGAUCAACCCCUGCUUUGCAGCAUAAUCCAGGACAGUACUCACCUGAUGCGGGGAAGGAGAGAAAUCUGGGUGGCUGCCUAGUGGCCCCUCAGGAACACCUUAUUUGUCCUUUCCUCAGCCCUUCUUCUUCUUCCUGGUCUCAUUCCCCUUGUCAGGAUCAAGGGUUUCCUUUUCAACGGAUUUCUUCCUUUCGCCCUCAGACUGGCGAUUCCCGGCUUCUUCUUCCUUCUUUUUCUUCUCAGCUUCUUCCACUCUGGCUUUCGCGUUUGCUCGCUGCAGGGCUUCCUCGUGCAAAGUUGGAGGAUUUUGAACAAAAUCCUUAUACAACUCACCCGAUCUCAAUGCAUUGGUGAGUAUAGCGACAACAGACUUGUCAUCCAGGUCGUCUGUCUUCACGGAUUCGUCCCUCCACCGGAUCAAGAAAUCAGCUAAGCCUUCCUGGGGUCCCUGCUUGAUCUCCAAAAGGUGAGAAAAAUUCUUCUUGGAAUCCCUAGAGCUGGCGAACCGGGUCACAAAAGAAUGGGCCAACUCCAUGAAAUUUCGGAUCCUUCCAUUGGGCAGGGAAUCGUACCACUCUCGGGCUGGCCCGUCAAGUGUUACCGAAAACCCCCUGCACUUGAUGGCAUCCUCAUACCCCAUCAUCACCAUAUACGCCACAUAUCUGGAAACAUGGUGUUGUGGGCCUGUCUUUCCCCGGUAGGCCUCUAUAUGGCAAGGCUUGUAUCCCUGGGGUAGCGGGGCGUCCAUGAUCUAACAAAUGAAUGGUUCGGGAAUCCUUACUUCAUGGUUGGGGUUGAACCUGACAUCCACCUCCCUCCGGAGCUCAUCCAGUCUUCUCCCGAGAUCAUUGUUGAACUGGCCUGCUCGUUGCCGAGGUGGGGAUCGUCGAUUCCCGUGGCCCUACCAGUUGGCGUUGAUCUCGUUUCUGAGAUCUCCCCCACGCACGCUACGGCAGUGGGACGAAACAGCCGCGGUGGAUGCCUCCACACUCGGCUCAGGUUGGGAUGAGAUUUUGUCAUGCACGGAGACCCUUUGUUCUCUGAUUCGGUCCAUCACUGAAGUCCUUGGGGUUGGCCUGGAACGAUGGGAACGUUGAGAUCGGGAUGGCGGCGAGCCCCUCCUAGAGUGCUCAUGCAUCUCCUCCUCCUGCCGGGGCAUGGACGGAGCCCGGCGAGGGGAAGGGGACCUCACACCCUCAUCAGGGAUGAUGCCCUGAAAGACAGUGGUCAGAGUCUCCACUGCCCUUUGGAAUGUCGCCAAACUCGCUAAGGCUCGGGCUCGAUCAACAUUAGGGAUACGAUUCCCUAUGCCUGGCGUCCGAAACUGCGACGGUCGUGUUGCUGCCCGCCUGGAACUUCCAACCCCUUGGAGAUGAUUCCUCAAAUCAUCUUGUCCCGUUGUGUUGUCGUUGCGCCUUCGGAAGUCACUCCGGCGCGACCGAGAACCUUCGUCCUUGAUCAACACCUGUUUGAAACGAUUAGCGCCCAAAUUGCUGCCCACACGGUUGUGGCUAUGGGAUCCAACCAUGGUUCGCCGUAGAUCGAGCUCUCAACGAGAGCACGAAAUGAUGGAGUUUAAUCCAACUACGAGAGCUAAAUCUACAGAAGCAAAUGGAAAUUUGACAGCGUAAGGCAAUGUUCUAUUGAUCAAUGUUUCGAUCCCCUUUAGGAGGUUUACAAGUCGUACUUAUAGGCUAAGGAACUAGUGUUACAAAAGGAAACUCAUACAAUAAAUGCUAUUAAUUGUGCAUUAGUUCGAAUAGGACUCUUGUAACGUCUUGGCCGUUGUGCAAUGAUUGUUCCUUUAUUCCUACGUUCCUGCCGUUAACUCCUGCUAGCUGCCAUUCUAAUGAUAGUGUGCCACGUCAGCCCUAGGAAUAUCCCAACCUCACUAGAACUCCACUCAGGCUCGAGGCUUGCUUUCCAGUCUGGCCUGACUGUGGAGUCCUCUCGUGAGCUUGAUCCCUAGUUAGGCCCAGUGGUUAUCUAACAUUAAUCCCGUUUAAGGGCUAAUCCUGCUAAUGGUCUACAUCCCGUUAUGGGCUGGAUUGUAUAAUUGGGUCAUGGUCGGUGUCCAUGAUACCAUCAGAGGAUUUGUACAUAUAUUUGUAGGUUAGUAGGUAAUGGCCAUAAAGGGGAAAGGUAGCUGGUAAUCGAAGGGCAUUUGUUAGCGUAACUUUUUUGGAAUAGUUUGGUGCGCCCUCAGAAAAUGGUGACCUACUUGAAAUUAUUGAAGCUUUGUAUGAGUAAAUUUGUUAGCAUUAGAUGAUGUCUUUUGUUAUGCUUCAUUAAUAGUUACGUAUCAAUGUCAUUUAGUUAUACAUAUACUCCCUACAAACAACAAACUAUGCACAUUAAAAAUGAAAUGUAAAUUUAUUUGAAAGAUUAAAUCGAUUUGUACAAUUAAAAAAAUAUUUAAGCAACAAUAGAGAAAAUGUUUAGUUUUUGAGUUCGUCGGUAGGUCUUCAGUCAAUCGUGGAAACACACAAACGUCUCAAGAGAUUGCAUGCAUGCUCAACCUCGUUCUAUACGCAAUCAAUAAAGUUUAAGUGAGACAUAUUGAGGUGGAUAACUGAAACUUAUGUGGCAUAAUAUUUUUAAUAAAUGGCUCACACACUAGCUUUAAUAAAAAUUACCGCUCAAGAAAGUCAUUUGCACUAUAUCUCAGAGUUGGAGAUUUUGAUUGCACUUUUUUAAUUUAAGGGAUGAUUUGCAUUUUAUCACCUGACUUUAAGGGUUGGUUGGAUGUUUUUUAACGAAAAUUGUCCUAAAUAGGACUAAUGAGUCUCUAAAAAGCACAAAUAGGACUACUACUUUUUAAAUUCCCUAAAUAGGAUUAAACAUUGAUUUUCUACCCUAAAUACCCCAAAGGGUAUUAAUUCAUUAUGAAAUGUUUUAAUGCAUAAUAAAAUCAUAAAAAAUCAUAUAAAAAUAUUAAAAAAUCGUAUAAAAACAAUAAAAAAUAGUAAAAUAUUAAUAAAUUAAAAAAUUGAAAAAAUUGUUUUUUUGAUUUUUUUUAAAAUAAAAAAUAGUAACAAACCAUAAAAAAGGGAUACCUCUCCUACCGUGUCCGAGCACCACCACCUCCGAUCGGUGAAAAAUUCUGCCACUUUUGUAAAAAAAUGCCAUUUUGUUCUAAAAAUGCCAAAAUUGGCAUUUUUACUCUUCAUUAUGCCAAAAUUUUCAUUGAGUCUGCCAUCAUCAUGGCAUUAUGAAGAAUAGUGGCAGAUUUCCUUCGAUAAUGGGAGCUGGUGAUGCUGGGGGGUGGCGGAGGCAGCAAUGUUUUUUAUUUUAUUUUCCGUUAUUUAUUUAUUUUUUUAAUUUUUUUAAAAAAUUAAUAUUCAUUUUAUGAAUUUUUUAUUAAUUUUUAUUAUUUUUUAUGAUUUUUAUUAUUAUUUUAUGAUUUUUUUUAUGAAAUUAAUAUUAAUUAAAUCAUUUCAAAAGCUACAAUGGUGUAUUUGUCCAAACACACAUUAAUAAUCCUAUUGGGAGAAUUUAAACAAUUUAGUAUUGUUUGUUAAAUUUUGCAACUUUUUAAUCCUAUUUAAGGAAUUGACUUUUUUUCAAUGUAGAUGAUCAUUUACAUUAUAUUGAUGUUUGUUUGAGAACUAAUUUAGCAUUUCCCUCUUAUAUUGCGAUAUACAUAACCGUCAUGGCGUUAGAGCUCCUAGCCUCUUACACAUAUACUACCUUCGUCCCAAUGGACUUUGCAUUCUUGGAAUUAGGUGAGAAAUAAGAAUAGUAAAAAUUGUGUGGUUGAAGUUUGAGCAGAUGAGAGAGAAAUGAGCAGAACUACAAAAUAAUUACUUUAUUGGGAAAGUGACAAAGUUUUUUGGGACAACCAAUAUGGAAAAAUUGGCAAAGUCCAAUGGGACGGAGGGAGUAUCAAAAGCUAGCAACCGUACUACCAUAGCCUCAAUUCUUUAAGAAAUGAACUCUUUGCUAGAGCUUUCUAUAAUUUAAGGUGUGACAUUAAAAAAAAAAUAUAGAACAGAUCAGGCUUCAACAACUAUAAAAUACACACUGUAUCGAUAUUUACAAGACCAUAUCGGAUUUAAAUAAAUCAGAACAAAUCACGUUCCACCAGAAAAUUUAUAUCCAAUAAUUAACAACAUCCUUAAAUAGGAAAAUGCUUAGUGUACAUGAGUUGUACACAAACUGUACACAAAACCCCCCUAGUUGCCUGUGUACACAGGAAAUUCAUUUAGAAUAGAACAGAAUUUGAUACCCAAUUGCCUGUGUACACGGGCAAUGUACACAUUUGUGUACAUCUUGUGUAGACCAAGCAUGGCCCCCUUAAAUAUCAUUCUAUCUGUCAAGAUGAAAAAGGUGGCACCAUUUUUUACUGAAACACUAAUACGGACCACAGAGUAAUAUUAAUCCUUAUAGAGUAUAUCUAGAGAGAAGUGAGAGCUAGAGAGAGAAGUGCAAUAAUAUGCUUCAAUAGAAUGAAUUUUUAACCCCUAUAACUACUCCCAAAGGGAGUAUUUAUAGAGAAAAUACGGGUUGGGCUCCCAAGCCUUGGGCUUGGGAGGCCCAUCUACAACUGGACCGCUACUGGGCCGAAUACAAAGCCACUAAUGGGCUGUACAAAUAAGUAAGUGUAGAAUCCGGUUCUGUGGAGUCUUCGUGGCCGACGAGGGCAUGGCCGACGAGGGCACGGCCAAUGAGGGCGCGGCCGACGAGGGCACCCAGGUUCCUUGGCUUCAGGACCAUGAUCUGAGUUGGCACCUUUUCGGCCGAUGGGGGUCCCUUGGCCGACGAGGGCGCCACUCUGUGUCUUGUGCUUUCUGUUCUUCCGAGUAUGUGGGUCCGGGGGCCCAGACCCAUAUACUCCAUCAGGAGUCCCCCACUCUCUAAGCUGAGACGUAGGCGAAGUGAAGGAGAGUAGAUUCCCGUGUUUUAGUGCUUUUGGCCGAUGCGGGCAUUCUCAGGCCGUCAGCUGUUGCGACGUUGGUGUUGUUUCCAUUUUGGUGAUCCUGUUCUGUGCCUUGGCCGUUACCUGCUCCUCGCUGUGGGCGGGGAGGCCGUUGUUUCCUUGAUGUGUUCAUUUGGGGAUAAUAAGUGUCCUGCUUCAAUGGUGGCCGUUGAAGGCACGCUUUCCCUUUCCUGGACGUUGAUGGUUGAAGUUUAUGUUUGGGCCGAUGAAGCCACUGAGGUUGAACUUUGCUUUGAGGACGAUGGCGUCCUUUCCUUUGGGUGGCCGAUGAGGGUGUUUGCGCACUCCUUUUGGCCGUCGUUGGUUGGCCUUCGCAUUCUUGGCCGAAGAGCCCAUCAGUGAUUAGCUGUUGGCGGAGGACGAUGAGUGUCCUUGCCUUCAGUGGCUUGUUGGCCGUUGUUGAUGAUGUUAUGUGCAUCUGAACGAUGAGGAGCCGUUGUGAUGCGUGGACGAUGUGGCCAUCCUUUGUGGUUACGUUCAUAUUCUUUGUAUUGUUCCUUUCUGUUUUGUUGAGGCCGAUGUAGUCCCCCAGUCCCCCACUGCUUCAGGCCGAAGAGUGUGAGGGGUGAAGGAGUUGCUUGAGUCCCUGGCCGAAGCGGCCUCUCCGUAGUCCCCCUGAAUCCAACCCUCAUGGCGAUUUUCUGGCCAAGGUAACCCUGUGGGAGAACCCUUGUGCGCAGAUCGCUUGUAGAGAGUUAUCAUCAAGGGUCAUUACGAGGAGCCGAUGGCUUGUGAGUUCUUGGUUCCUUUGGUCCUGUGGCCGUUACGGGCGUUCAUUACGUUCAUGGCCGUUGUCGUCUCCUUAUUGUUGGCGUUUGUGAACCUGGCAAGCAAAUAGGACGUUGUGGGCGCUUGCUGGCACUCGUGAAGCCGGCAAGUGUAUAGGCCGUAGAGUCUGUUUUGCCAGUGGGCUGUUGACAUGUAGUUUGGCCCGUUGGUGACGUGGUGGCCUCCCAUUGGUGGCCGCUGAUGUGGCCAUUGGGGGGUGCCACGUGUAGUGACCGUUGGGUGGGGGGUUCUAUAAAUACCCCUCCCCCUCCGACGAGAAAACGUAUUUGCAUUCUGAAUUGUCGAAGUGCUGGCCAAUUUUCUAGAGAGAUAAACUCCCAAGCUUGUUCUUCGUGUUCUUCGUGUUCAAGGUUAGUGUUCAUCGCAAUCUUCCUCACUUUUCAUACUUUUCUUCCUAGGCUAGUGAUCUAAUGUUAGGCGUUUGAACACCAUUAGAUCCUGAGUUAAUCUCCUUAGGCUCGUAGUAGUAGUUAUGAUGAAGAGCUUGAACGAAGACUACUAUCCCUACGACGACCAGCCCUCCACGAGGUCACUUGACUAUGAGGUGCACGAGGAGUUCGAGGAGGAGAUACAACACUUGAGUCCUUACAAAUCCGAAGAGCCGGUGGACGACGAAGUCGAGGACGAGGAGUCCGCCUCAUCUUCAAAAGGUGAGGACGCAGGUGCGUCCCGAGUGGUGGACGGGGCGUCCACUUCCGCUGUCAUUCCCUGCUCGAGGCCGGUGUCUGCCGUGAAGGGGGCCGAUAAGCCGAAGAGGGUGAGGAGGCCGAAGAGUGGGCCUGGCGUCUCCUAUUUGGACCUCACCAACAUCUUCCUGAUCAAGCCGGAGAGCAGCGCGACCGACUACCUUGUUGCCCAGAUGUACGUGGGGCCGUACGGGCGGGUUAGGGCACCCAGGCCGACGGACCAUGUUCUUCUUCCGCCACCGGGAUACUUUGGAGUAUACCCGAUGAGUUUUGCCAAGGGGCUGAGGUUCCCCCUUCACCCCUUCAUCACUGAAUACCUGGACAUGGUAGGGCUCCCUCCGGCCUUGCUGACGCCGAACAGCUAUUCUUUGAUGGUGGGGUUUUUGCUCCGUUGUGAGGAGCUGGGCUACAGGCCGACGACGGCCCUGUUCAUGAAUCUGUACCAAAUCGGCCGAGGAAGCCACAAGAACUGUGCGGCCUAUGCUACUCUUCAACAGCUGCCGAAGAAGAGAAGCUUCACGGACUUGCCUUCGUCCAUUCAUGGGUGGAAGAGCAAGUUCGUUUUUGUAUCCCUUGGUGAGAGUGGCACCGAGUUUCCCUCCCUCGGCCAUACCGGGAGGUUUAAUCUGCAUGACCCGCCGAAGAGCUCUAUUUUGGACGCUCAGGUGGAGGCUUUCUUGGAAGGGGGGCCGAGGAGCGUGAAGGAUUACAUCACUGAAUACAAGAUGACCGCCCUCGGCUUCUUGAGAUACCAUGUGUAUGGCGAUAAGGAGGAUGACCUCCAACUCUGGCCGAGGAUGACCACCACCUUUGAAGAGGCCGACGGCCCAGAUUUGGGCAUUCCUGCUGAGGCCGAUGAUUUUGUCAUGGACCGUCGCUCCAUCAUGGCUAUAGCAAAGGCCAAGGCGGCCGAGACGGCCAGACGUGCCGCGGCCGAGGGAGGCGGGGCUACUGCUGGUGCGGCCCCAAAGCCCGCCCAAUCGAAGAAGAAGAGACCGGCCACUGACGGCCAGAAAAAAUUGACUGAAGCCGGCCUGAACGUCGCCAAGAAGACGAAGAGGGCACCGUUUCCUUCCCCGACUACCGAGGCCGGUACUCUGACUGUCCUGAGUGUGGACGAUAGUGGUCCCCUCGUGGACCUUACUGCUGCUCCGAGUGAUGCCGCCCAAUCGCUCCCUAUCGUCCAAGAGCCACGGACGAGGAGGGCUGGCAAGGAGGUCGCCGCUGCCACCUACCAGAAGGUGGUGGAAUACCCCGUCGGCGGGGGUGUGUUUGACGAUGCCGUCCUCGGCCACGAUGUGCUGGCACAGGCCAUGCCGGCCAAAGACUGGGCUUACCUCAAGAAGCUCGGGGACGUGAAGGUGUACGAGGGUGGCAUGGACCUCCUCGUCCAAAGUGCCUUUAUGCUCAUGGAGAGUCAUAAGAGGCAGUACCGGGAGAUAGCUCGUUUGAAAGAGCUGGAGCAGAAGGCUGCCUCGGCCGACGAGGCGGUAGCUUGCUUGGAUCGGCUCCGGGAGGAUGCCAAGGCUUUGCAGCAAAGGGCCGAUGAAGCCGCUGCAGCCAGGGACGAUGCCCUGGCCAAGCUCGAAGAGACCCAAAGGGCGCUGGAGGCCGAGCGGCGCAAGAACGAGGAAGCCGUAAAGGCGAGAGCUGAGGCCGAGGCUGCCGCUGUGCAGGCUGCUCAUAAGGCCAUAGAGCAGUUCCUGGCCGAAGGGUGGAAGGCCGAUGAGAGGCUCCCCUGGUGCUAUGAAGUGGUGGCCGCCAGGCUUGAAAAUUGGGGGAUGAACUCCCCCGCCGGCCAGGAGUAUUUCAGUAGGGAGAUGGCCGUCUAUUAUAACAUGGGCCAGGAGCGGAUGCAGAGGCUCCUGUGUCGGCGGCUGUCUCGUGCUCUGAAGGCCAUGAAUUACACGUCCGGGUGGGCCAGACGGAACUUGAAGCUGCCAAAGCUGAUGAAGGAUCCAGGAGAGCAGGCCAAGCUUGCUCUGUCGGAGCGGGAGUCCCCCAUUGAGAGCUCCGGCCUCGGCGAGCCGGAUUACACAGAGUUCGAUUUCCUGGACGAUGCCACCAGUGCUGCAGCCGCCGCCGGCCAAGAGACUGAGGCCGAGGAGGGAGCCGACGAGGUCGAAGAGCCAGCCGCGGAUGGAGGUGCCCAAGAGGCUUGAUCGGCUACUCCCUGCUCCUUUGUAAUUAGCUUUUCAUUUUUUUGCCAAACUGAUGUAAUGGCCGAAGCGCCCCCAAUUGUAAUGAACUGACUAUGAAUGAAAAAUUUUUGCCGUCCUGCUCGGCUUUGAAUUCCUUGUAUGCUUGUUUGCCUUUUGUCAUUUCAAUUCUGAAAUUUGUCUAAGUGUCAAGGUCACAACUUGGGUCACCCGCGAGUGUCCGCUACGUCCAUGGGGUAGUCCACCCUGUCCGGUGGCCUGGUCGGCUUGUUCGUCGUUGCUUUACUAUCAUAACCCUUAGGAUCUUUUUUUCGAAAAUUUCCUAAGUGCUUUGAAUCCACUUAGGUGCUUUCUUCCCGGCCUGGUGGCCUUGUCGGCCUGACCGGUGUUGAUGUAGUAUCAUAACACUUAGGAUUUUUUCAAAAAUUUCCUAAGUGUUUUGGAUUCUUGUAGUUGCUUCCCUUCCGGCCUGGCGUUGUCCCAUUCUUCUUUUUGUUAGAAUGUUUCUAAGUGUAUAACUUCAAGUGGAUGAGUGUUCUCAUCGUCCUGGCAUUGGAUUUCUCAUUGUUGACAAAUGCUUUGGGAGAUUGCCCAAGUGUUUGAACCAGUGUCGUUGUCGGCCUGCAUCCUUGUGUUGUGGCCGAUAAGGGCACCUUCACUUUGGGCUUGUGAACUUAGAAUUUUUUCUAAGUACACAUGCAAAGGCGUGGGUAGCUAACGGCCUUGAAGUAUACAGGUACCCGCUUCGUCUAGAGUUCCUCCAUUUGAAUACUUAAGAGAAUUUUCUAAGUAUGAAUGUAAGGGAUUUACUUCUUUGCGGUACCACUGCCGGCUAAGGAAUGGCCCUACCUUCAUCGGCCAAGGUCUGGCUUGUGGCCGAUGAGGGUGCCGGAUAAGGAAUGGCUUUUCCAAGGAGAUGGCUCUACCUUCGUCGGAUAACCAUGGUUCCUUGUUGAGGAACCCUCUUUUUUCCUCAGAAUUUUCUCUAAGUGUUUGGUAAACACUUGAACCAAUUCCCAAAGAACUUUCGCUUGACUAACAGCCUUGGUUCCAGUGCCUGUAUCGGCUAUCCGGGGUGCUGUGGCAAGUAAGGAUUGUUUCCUGAUUGCUUGAUUCUUCCGCGGGUGUGUUAAGUGCCCGCUUCGUCCUGGUCAUCCUCAGGAUUGUGAUUCUUUGUUUCAUACCAAGCGUUGGUGCUUCAAAGGACUGUGGCCGAUGAAGGUCACCUCUCGCGUGUCACCCAACCGAUGCGGUUAGGGUUUCCUAGGCGUGUGUUUCGGCCUUGAUUAUUCCCUUGUAGUGCGUGGACGUGUAGUCCAUGUUACUUGUCAGUGGUACUACACUUGUGUUCAACUGAUAUGUACUUGGCCUAGUUGGGCCUGAGUUGUGGGGAUUUUCUUUUUUCAUUGCUCGAGGCCGGCUAGUGUGCGCGGCCAUCGACUUCCCUCUUUUUCCCUUAUAUAUAUAUUUUAUUUUAUUUUUCGUCUCGGGGAGUAUCCUUCUUUCAGGCUUCGGCCGAAGGGUGUGCUCGUCACCUAUCCUAUUGAAGGCAGAGGCUUUUCCACGCGCUGGGGUCUGCCCAGGACGAAGAGGGGAAGCAGGGUGGGAGUGAGACGACGCCGUGUCCUGGGGCACCACCCCCUCAUCGUUGCCUAUCUGGACAGCCAACGGUUGGGGCUGAGGAGGUUGAGUGACGUUCCCCCCGGUCCUUGACAAGAGUGCGCUGAGGAUGGUGGGGUUCUGAGCUAGGCUGGCGAUGAUGGCCGACAACGCGGCCUGGACCUGUGGAUCCACGGACGGAGAGGCCGCGGCCAUAGGCUGGGCCGGGGCGUGCUCCGUCUUCUCAGCUCGUUUCUUGUCCAAGCUGAGGCGGACAUCAGGGGCUCCGCCGUUGAGUUGGUUGCGGAGGUCCGUCGUGAGGUUGAAGGCCUCCUGGAAGAGGUCCCCUCCGCCGGCCUGGUCGGCCGUGGCGUCCUCAUCGUGCUCCCUGGGCUCUUGGUCCUCAGGGAUGGCUUUGCUGACGAGGUUGCGGUUUGACUUAGUUCUCCCCAUGAUCAGUGGUUAGCUGUGCUCGGUAGCGACGAAGGGUGCUAACUUGAUUGUUCUAGCUCUCAAUGAAAGCACCAAAUGAUAGAGUAUAUCUAGAGAGAAGUGAGAGCUAGAGAGAGAAGAGCAAUAAUAUGCUUCAAUAGAAUGAAUUUUUAACCCCUAUAACUACUCCCAAGGGGAGUAUUUAUAGAGAAAAUACGGGCUGGGCUCCCAAGCCUUGGGCUUGGGAGGCCCAUCUACAACUGGACCGCUACUGGGCCGAAUACAAAGCCACUAAUGGGCUGUACAAAUAAGUAAGUGUAGAAUCCGGUUCUGUGGAGUCUUCGUGGCCGACGAGGGAACAGCCGACGAGGGCGCGGCCGACGAGGGCACCCGGGUUCCUUGGCUUCAGGACCAUGAUCUGAGUUGGCACCUUUUCGGCCGACGGGGGUCCCUUGGCCGACGAGGGCGCCACUCUGUGUCUUGUGCUUUCUGUUCUUCCGAGUAUGUGGGUCCGGGGGCCUAGACCCAUAUACUCCAUCAAAUCCAUAUUCGGAGUAAAUUAGCAUCAUAUCCUAGGCCUGUCAGUGAAUCAGACUUUCAUUCUUGAACUCGCUAAAUAAAGGAUGACACCCUAUCCUUGAGGGCCUCCAACCCCGACCGGACGGUACGUUGGGAGGAUGUAAGUUGGACUAUAAUCUCAAUCUGACAGAAAGAGAGUGAGAUCCUGUCCCCGGUACUUGCAGAGGUCCUAGCAUUUAGCAUAGUCUCCUCUCAUCGCAAUUCACGGGAUUCGAAUUCGGGACCUAACCCUUGUGGCACUCCCUCGCUACUAGUUGGGCUACGCCCACCGGUUUCUUGAACUCGCUAAUAAUUUAUUUAUGGUUCCAUACCCGAUUGGUACCGUAGCGGAUAAGAAAUUAUUGUUCCAGACCCGAACCCAACGGGUCCCGGUACCGGGCCUGGUAAACUGUUCAAUAUAAAGUUAACAAUAUAAUACUGUAAAUUUUCUAAAAAUAUAGACAUAUAUUAUCCUCCAUUCUAUAAUUGGUGCAACAAUUUGACUUUCAUGUUUGUCAACGCACAACUUUGACUGUGAUUAAUUAUAUUUAAAUACAUAUUAGUAAACAAUAUAAAAAAUUAAUAUUUUGGAAAUACAAAAUAAUAGAAAUUUAAUAACAUUUUAUACCCAAAAAUUUGACUAUAUAUAUCAGUAGAAAAUUAUGGUCAAAAUAAGAUGCGUGAAUAAUGCAAAAAUUCCAAUUUUGCAACUAUUAAAGAAUGGGGAAAUUAUUUGAUUUGAUUGAUUUCAGGGAAGGUAAAGGUAUAACCGAUUGAAAAAUAAAAAUAAAAUUAAGAGUUUGAGACAUAAUAGUGACAUAAUUUUGAUAAAAUAAAUUCAAGUGAGUUAAUAAAUUUAGUUGCAUUUUUCGUUAAAAUUAAAUAAAAUAAAAAGAUACACCAACAUUUUCUUUUUGAAUAACAGAAGAUGUGUCACGGGCCUAUGAGCACCCCAUGCAUGACUCACUUUAUUUUUUUAGAUCAUCAUAUAUUCAUAUCGAAUGGUAUCCUACUAUAUACUCCUCCCUCCGUUCCUAAAUAAACUUUCAAUUUUCCUUUUUCGUCCGUUCCAAUUAAAUUUCCACUUUCCUUUUUUGGUAAAUAAUUUGUGUUUCACAACAUUUCUUACACAUUUCUUUUUCCUCUGCAUAACUCUCCAUCAUACAAUACCCACUUUUCUUAAAUUGUGUACCAAAGUGGGUUGGAAGAUAAAAUAGGAACCAGCAAAUUUAAAAGUGGAAUUUCAGCCACUUUUCCCGCCCAAACGACCAGCAACAAAAUGGAUCAGGUCGGGUCUCAACAUUAAUGGCCUGAGUGCACAAGUUUAAUCCCCUGCACUUCGGAUGGGACAAAAUAUGCUUUAUUUUAAUUUUAAAAUAGGUUGGGUAUUAUUAUUGCCUGCACUCUGAUCCGUCCCUAUAAUAUAUAGCUGAUGACAUGUAGUACAAAUCUCACAAAGCAAAUACUUGGUCAACAUUAGUUUGAGCUGUCCAAUCAAAUGUCAUUUCAAAGGACAUUACACCUAAUUAACCAUUGGCCGCUACAUCAUACAUAAUCAAUGCUUCUAAAAAUUGAUGUAUAAAUACAUCAAAAAUGAUAUAGGUACCCCAAACUUACCCCAAUUCCUACCCCAUAUAAAAGCCCUCAAGUAAUUUACCCCCAACCUCCCUCACGUGCGUCCCUCACCUUUCCCACUCACACAUCUCCCGCUCCCACCUUUCCCCUUCCCCACAACUUUCGAAAAACAACCCGCAGUUGUGAACCCCCACCGCCUUGCAGACCUCCGUUGGUAAAUGUCUGAGUCUUCGCGUCGCACACGAGCCCAAAUUCAAGAGCUUCUCCGAAUUUCAACCCGCCCUGACCCAUCCGUGAAUUCAAGCAGUGUUUCGUGAGCACCCCUCGUUGCAGACCUCCGUCCCUGUUUGUCCAAGUUCGUCCGAGCACUGUUCAGGUUCGUCCAAGUUCGUCCGAGCAAAUUGCAGACCUCCGUCCCUGUUCGCCCAUAACCCAUUCUGAAGAUUUUUGACUCCAUGGUCCGCACAAGCUUAUCACAAAUGGCUGAAAGGGCUUUUGAACUUCAAGUUCCCGUGUCGAAGCAGUUUCCUGCUCAGUAUUCUGUGUGCUCAUUUUUCAAAGAGGCCGGAAGCUUGGUGCAGUCUGCCUUGACCAAGAAGCAACUUGAGGAGUUUAAGAAGCUGCCAUGGGGCCACCUCAUAUAUGUGCCAGAAAUGCAAUUUUCGGGACAAAUUAUCCAUUCUCUUCUGCUCAGGCUUGUACGGGACCAACCCGAUGACGAGUUAUGGUUUUGUAUUCAAGGGAAGCUGUUGAAGUUUACCUACGCAGAUUUCUGCCGCAUCUCUGGGAUUAAAGCAUCGAGGGAAAAGCCUGUAUUCAGUACUGAUGAAGAGGUUCGGGGGAAGGUGUUUGAGAAGUACUUUGCUGGAUCAACGGACAUAACCUUCAAGACGCUGAAGGAAAAGCUGAAGGCAUUCAAGCCUAUAAGAGGAGAUUCCACUGACCCUCUGAAGCUAGUGUCCUUGUGUUACCUUGUGAGUGUUCUGCUUGCAAGAGAUAACAAAACAAAAAUAAAUUUAGACUAUGUCAAAUGGGCGGACGAGUUUGAGAAGUUUACGAUGUAUAACUGGGGUUUAGAGUCCUACAACAUAAUGGUUGAAAACCUGAAAACUGUCAUGAAAGGUCAGCCCGGGAGGUUCAAGAAAAGCAAUGCCAAAAAUGCCAAGUUCACUCUAUACGGAUGUCCUCAUAUUCUACAGGUUUGGGCGUAUGAGACCGUUCCUAACCUUGGAGAGAAAUUUGCUGAAAGAGUUGGUAAUGAAGACAUCCCUAUGUUGAACUGGAAGGCUGAUGGAUUCUUUCAUGCACGGAAGCUGAAUGAAUUGGUUUUCAAGGACAAUGAUGAUGAGGAAGAAGCAGAGGAAGAUGUUGAUGAGGAUGAUGAAGAAGAAACAGAGAACGAGGAUGAAGAAGUAGGGAGGAAGGGGUUCAAGGCCAAAGUCAUGGAGGAGAUUAAAGAUCUGCGGAAGAAUGUGGCAGAUUUGGAAACGAGGUUGAAGUUGAUGGAAGAGAGGGUGAGUGCACCGUGUGAUGUGUCAAACAAUGCGGCUGAGGUUGGUGGCAAUGAGGUUGAUGCUAAUGCCAUGCAAAUGGAUGAUCAUGACGUCCCAACACACGAUGAAGAAUGUGGCCCAACGGCCGUUGUAGAUGAUGCAAACAAUGUGAAGGAGUCUGAUGUCACUACACCUUCGGUUGAGAUCAUCUCAACCAUCCUCAAUGAACUGGCUGAUGUUGUGGAUAAUUCAAAGGAUGAGAGGGAGUUUGAUCCUACUACAGCUUCCAAUCCGAUCAUCUCACCGGCUCUUCUUGAUGUAAGUUAAAAUGUCGGUCUCAUUGUAUUGAAUUGUCUGUCUACAAACAUCUUCACAAUCUCAAUCAUUUGACUGUUUUAUAAGGUGGCUGCUGCUGAGCUCACUAAUCCUGCCCCUUGUGAUGAAACAUGCCCCUUGAAAAGGCCAAGAUACCCUUCGAAGUAUAGGGUCAGCCCUUAUACCGAACCAAGAGCUUCAAAGCGGGCAAAACACAUUAUUGAACCCAGUCUUGAAAUCCACCCAAUCUUCAUUGCUGAAACCCAGUCUUGAAAUCCACCAAAUCCUGCCCCUUGUGAUGAAACAUGCCCCUUGAAAAGGCCAAGAUACCCUUGGUAAGAUAUGUUGUGUCAAAUGUAAUGACAUCCCCAAAAUCUUUGUAAGCAUAUCGACAUCGAUUAUCCGCCCAAAAAACAUUGCGUAAGCGUGACUCUUCAUCCAAAUCAAGCAUAAAGAAGAACCCGGGGCAUUGAGCUUGCAUUCUACAAAAAAAAUCCUGUAAUGCCACCACAUCACCACUUCCCAACCUAAGUUUACGCACUUUAUCUAUAUAGUUCCUACAAUCCUUUUCAAUGAAGGAAAGUUGAUCAUAUCCGCCGACUUCAACAACCACAGAGUUGAAACUCUUAUGAAGUGGUAUACCGGCGACAUCAUUGAUUGCAAUUUGCCUCAUAACUUUCCGUGUCAACCUCCUAUUACACCGAAAUAGUCUAGACUUCGUAGGACUCAUAGGAUGGUUAUGAUCUAAACAAGCCGUUGAAAUCACCCAACCCCGGCAUAAUUUAUACGCGCUCUUAUUUUGGCCAAGCAACCAACUUGCAUCGAAGGUAGAGGCUUCAAAACAUUUUGUGCACGGCUUUGCCUUUUUCCAGCGCGCCCACACUCUAAUGCAAUUGCAGAUGUCGUUCCAUCCCCAUCUUUCCUAGAAUUCCUUAUUCUAACAGGAAACCCUACUCUUCUCCCGUACUCCUUGUAGAAAUCAUACACUGCAUCUUUACUGGGGAACUCCAUACCAACAACGGGGACUUCAAUACAAAUCUGUUCUUCCUCUUCAUCUGUUAUUUCAGAAAAAUAUACAUGUUCACUACAUUUAUCAUUUUGUCUCGCCAAACCAUGUUUAAAAAAACACCUUUAUAUAACACUCUAACAACUAUAAAACCACGUUCACUUCAAACAACUAUGAGACCGCGUUUACGUUAGGCUUGCCAGACACUGCACUGACAAAUUGUCUGUCCGCCAGACAAAAUACAAAAAUGACGGAAAAUAAACUUACUCUUGUCCAAGACUUCCACAUCUUCAUCAUCUUCUUCCCUUGAAGUCGCUUCUACUUCAACAGCCUUCGGAGAUGGUGGAUUACCACCGUCACCCACCUCAACAAGCUUCUCACCUUCAUCUCCCCAUGUCAACCCAUCCAAACAAAACUCAUCACUAAAGUCGGAUAAAUGCUUCCCCAUCACAUCCAUCCAAGAAGAUGAUGUAAAGACGCAGGUAAGACCCUCCGUCGAGCACUGUAGCAGUUCGUCGAAAGUUGGGGUGUGUUUUGGCGGAAACAAUAAGAGUGGGUGGAGGGUUUGGGAGAUGUGAGAGAAAGUUAUUUUUAGAAAGGGGGUAAAAGGGAUGGUAAAAACAGGGGUAUUUAUAUGGGGUAGGAAUUGGGGUAAGUUUGGGGUACCUAUAGCAUUUUUGUAAAUACAUACGGCUGAAUUUUAUUAGCACCGUCCCAACGGGAAGAAAUGGUUGCCUUCUCUGGCGAAGGUGUGUGACCCUUUCCAUUGUAUCUUAGAUAUGUGCAUCGUUAAAUGUUAACAAGCACAAAUGUCUAUUUUUGCGUCAAGGUGUGUGAACCUUUUCCGGCGAAGCAUGUUAGUAUAUAUAUACAAAAGAGUAAAAUAUCACGUUCGACCCUCUGUGUUGGACUGACUGCCGGAGCCAGGCAAAGGGGGGUGGGGGCUUCCAGAGGAUUUGUUUUACUUCACCGGGGAUUCGCCGGUCGGUCGACAUCAGAUCCCUCCUCUAAUGCCGAUAAAGGCAAGAGAUGUUUCUUGGUGGUUGGUUGUGGUUUGUUGGGACGCAUGGAAGCCUUGCUUUGAUUUUGGGGAUAUUCUACUACCGGAGCUUCGCCGGAGGGGACGAUUGUAGCUUUCAGUGGUGACCUGACAUCGUUGACUGCAUCGCUGUCUAAUCCGUCUGAUAUGUUGGACUGCUGCUUACGCUUUGACACGGAACACAGAAAACCCUAAUGGGCUCUUGGACGUUGGGCUUGCCUGAGGACAACUUUGGAGUACGCUGGAGACUUGGGGAAAUUUUCACAAAUCGACAAAAAAUGAAUGUAAUAUCAAUUUUGUGCCCUUAAAACUUUCUUUCAAAUAUAGAUUACUUCAAUGUUUCUUUUCAAAAAUGGACCAUUGGCAUGAAGGCCAUAGUCUAAAAUUUCUUUCACUUGACAUGUACACCAGUGCAUGUAAAUUUGAAUCACUGCUCCACUUCUCAAAAACUAAUACAAACAGUACAUAUAACGUGCAUGCACUCAACUUUUUAUUUUUCAACUGAAAAUGUAAAAAUUCAUUAACUCAUAUUUUUGAUAAUGUUUAGAAAACAAUAAAAUUAGAAAAAGGAAAUUGAAUCUUAAAAACAUAAAAAACUCAAAAUAAAAAAUAAAAAUAAAAGAAAUGCAAAAUUGGAAAAUUGUAAAUUAAAUUUAAAUAAUAAAGAAAAUGAAUUUAAAUUUUACAAAAAAGUUAGAAAAAUAAAAAACAUGUAAAAAACUAAAAAAAAGUUGAGAAAUAUAUUUUAAUGUAGUGUUUUUAAAUAGAUAAUAUAAUUUAUUUUAUAAAAUAUAAAAAUAAAAUUUUUUAUAAAAAAGUGUAAAAUAGUUAAAAAAAAUAUCGACAACUAUAAAUUACUAAAAAUACGUAAUAUCAGAUAAAAAUGUUUGAAAAUAUUAAUUAAUAUGAUAAAUAAUCAGAAUCUUUUAUGAAAAAGUAGUGAUUUUAUAAAACUGGAAAAUAUACAUAUCAAAGAAAAUAGACAUUCAAAUAAAUAUAAAAUUUUGAAAUCAUUCGAAAAGUUAAAUUAAAUUUAUAUUAAAGUGAGAAAAAUAAAAAUGGAUAAAAUAAAUUUUAAAAAAUUAGAAAAUAAUGUAACCUAAAAAACUUUAAAAUUAAAAUAAACUCAGAGAAUAAAAAUAUGAAAAAUUAAAAUAAUGAACUUUGAAAAAUUGAAAAAUAAAAAAUAUGAAUUUUAUAAUGUAAUAUUUCUUACAACAAUUAAACUAUUGAAUUAUUACUAUUUUAUUACAUGUUUUUAUUGCUUAUUGUUUUUGUGUUUUCUUUUGUUUAUAAUUAUGAAAUUUUUGUUUUUUAUUGUUUCUUUAUGUUUCAAGUUGUUGUUUACUUUCAUGGAUCUAAAUUUUUCAUUUUAGGUUUUUGUUUUUAAAUCCACAUAGAUAUUUUGAUUUUAAGAAAGUCACCAAGGUAAUAGAAACCUAAAUAAAAACAAAAAUCUACGUCAAUAAAAAAUGAUCAAUAACAUAAUACAACAAUAAUCAACACUAUGCAACAAAAAGUAACAUGUUACAGCAAAAAGAAACAUGGUGCAACAAAAAGUAAUACACAUGAUAUAACAAUAAGAAACAAAACCAAUGAGAAACUUUCUUCUGCCAAAGUUUAUAAUUUGCUUCGGAUUAAGGGGGAAACUCACGCCUGGAUGUCUUUCAUUUGGAAGAGUUAUAUCCCUCCCAAAUUCUCUUUUACGGUUUGGUUAGCCUUCCGUAACCGGUUGGCUACUUUUGAUAAUUUGCAUAGGCUUGAUGUUGUUAACAUUUACACCUUUUGUAAGGGUGGUCCCGAAUCUGUACCACACCUCUUUUUUGCUUGUUUUUUUGCAGGUAAUGUUUGGAAAAAGGUGAAGACCUGGCUGGAGCUACCUAAGGAGAUGGGGACCUUGCAUAGCUCGUUGAAAUGGAUCAAGAAAGAGAGGCAGGGCUCCGGAAUCAGAGCUAAAGCUGCUAGGAUCGCCUUCUGCUAUUCUGUCUACUGGAUUUGGAGGACUCGUAAUGCUACUUGCUUUGAUGGCUUGACUCCAAGAGAAGAAGAUGUUUUUGCUAAAGUCCAAUAUAUCACCUACAAAAUUUUGUAUAGCCUUUAUCCGUUUGAGCUUGUUAGCUUGUAAGCUCUUGUUUUUUGCGUGACCUUCACCUCCUUUUUGGUGAAGGGUCUUUGUUUGCGGUUUUUGGGCUGCUCGCUUUCCUAGAUGGGUGGGGAGUUGCUUUGGCAGGUGGUUUUUUUUGCUGGUUUUGGGUUGUCCUCUAUUGGACAACUUGCAUUUUUGUUUUCUUGUUUUUGUACAUUUUUGAACCCCCCUUUUCUUGGGCGUUUCUUUCUUAAUAUACUUACAGUUCACCCAAAAAAAAGAAACAAAACCAACAUACAAUGUCACAAUAAGUAUACAAUUCAAC